Molecule: messenger RNA, 2255 nt
Organism: Haplochromis burtoni (Burton's mouthbrooder)
Lineage: Eukaryota; Metazoa; Chordata; Actinopteri; Cichliformes; Cichlidae
Product: double C2-like domain-containing protein beta
Exons: 4
Coding region: 1332-1685 (117 amino acids)
Source: RefSeq, a predicted model, not a curated record
UGUCUCUGUCUGCAAAGGCGAUAGCUCGAAAACAUUUUCAUGAAUUAUGAAUUCUGAUAAAACUCUGUGGCGUGUUGAGCGAGCUCAUGUUAACAAUCAUUAAAAUUCCUUCCAUCCACUGAGGUCAACGUCCUGAUUUAUUGGUGGAAAAAUGAUAAAAAGGCCUUAAAACGUAGAAACUGUGAUUGUUGUGUGCUGUCAGCAUGUAGAAAGCAUAAAGAUUUAAAGCGAGCCCUGAUAACAGCUCGCAAUUCCAUAUUUUCCCCACUGACAGGAAAAUAAAGGGAAAUGUUCCCAGCUGUUCCGACACGGAUGAUGAAGAGCUUCAGCUCUUUGCUUACAGGUCUGCAGUUAAUAACUAUAAUAAUAUAAUAAUUAAUAUAGGGUCAAGGUCAAGGUCAAAUUUAUUUAUAUAGCACAUUUCCAACAGUCUAUGCUGCACAAAGUGCUUAAAAUCGAGGUGUGCCUGCAACUGUAGAUAGACCACUUUCUCCAAAACUUUAGAUAGAAAAGGGAGCUUUGAGAUGGGUAUAUAAAUAUAAUUUGUUAUAUUAUGAAGACAUAACCAGGUCAGAGGGUGACAUCAUCACAGUGAGAGAUCAUUAUUAAAAAACAGUUUCGCCUGCUGUACGUUUACACUGCAGAAUCAGCUCAGUGUGGAAAAACGCCUCCUCCACAUAAUCCUGGUGAAAACAAGGCUGGGAGACUCUUCUUCUCUGGGGUUUAAUGGCAGCUGGCAAUGGUGUGAUGAACGCCCGGUGCGGAGUUCAAAUCUACAUGUCCAGUUGCACAUUCGUUGCUUUUGUAUUUAUUACAUUUACAACCCUAAAACUUUCAUUUGUUUAACCCGAUGAAAAAACCCAGAGGAUCUUCAGGGAACGUUCCCCAAAGGUUCCCUGAACGUUACUGCUUGCUGGGGUAAAGGAUUUAAACCAUGGACGUUAAAAUGAAGCGUAAAUGCCUUAAACCCUGCUUCUACCUGAAGGCCACCAGGUGGCUGUGAUUGCAGAAAGACUUCCUGUGCUGUGAGAAAACAGCUUGAUGAUGAGUUAGUUCCAUCUUCAUCGUCCUCUGCACACGUGAAAACCAUCCCAGGCGAACCUGAGCUGUCACGUGACGCACCUGACACGACUUCCCUGAUAACGGUGUAAUCUUGUCCGCAGUGGGAGAACGAGCAGCUGCACAGCCUGGAGGAGCGAGGUCGUCUUCUCCUCUCCCUUCAGUUCCUGCCUCCGGUCAGUCUGGAGGAUAAAGCCGUAGAAGGUGGAGGUGAAGGCCCUCGCAACGGGGGUCUCUGUGUGGGCGUGAAGCGCUGCGCCCACUUGGCAGCCAUGGAUGUUAACGGAUUCUCCGACCCCUACGUGAAAAUAUACCUGAAGCCCGACAUAGAGAAGAAAUCCAAGCACAAAACGGCCGUGAUGAAAAGGACCCUGAACCCUGAAUUUAACGAGGAGUUCUUCUAUGAGAUCUCCCUGUCAGAGCUGGCCAACAAGACUCUGGAGGUCACAGUGUGGGACUACGACCUGGGCCGCUCCAACGACUUCAUAGGUGGUGUCUGUCUGAGCGCCAAGUCCCAGGGCGACGCCCUCCGUCACUGGACCGACUGCCUGAAGAACAAGGGCCAAAGGGUGGAGCGGUGGCACAUCCUGACCAACGAGCUGCCGCGAACCCUCAGCCACGACUAACCCCGAGCAGCGGCGUCCACGCAUGCAGACAGUCGCUGUCGAUGUUCACAGAGAUUCUCGGGGUUUUUACAGCACAGACGUGAGCGACUUCAGCACAGGAAACAGCGGUAACUUAAUGGACGAGUGUAUUAUAAUAUGAGCCACCAUGAGAGCAGGGCGAGGCCGGAGCAGCAUGGUGGUGUGCCUUCAUUAUUGAUCUGUAAGUCAUCUGGAGCAAAAAGGCCGUUGGGUCCAUCAGCAGCGUCACAUCUGCAUUCAGCAUCAAAAAACAGGGUCAAUCUCCCGACUCAUGAAGGGUGGAACUCUCCGGUGACGCGAUGUGGCAAACAACAUUUACAGAAACUAAGGGGCUGGAAGAGGCAUUACAAUUCAAUUAAAACAAAAACCUCAAACAUUUUGAGAAAAGUUAUAAAUUUGCCACAAAAAAUGAACAUUUUGUAAACAAUAAUAUUAUCUUUGACAUGUUUUGGCAGCUUUUCAUGAACCUUGUUUUAAAUUUUACUUAAUUUUUUUGUAAAUCUGCCCAUUUUUCAUAAAAUUUGUGUAUUUGUUUCUUUUUAGUUUGUUUGG